Molecule: messenger RNA, 1656 nt
Organism: Aspergillus bombycis
Lineage: Eukaryota; Fungi; Ascomycota; Eurotiomycetes; Eurotiales; Aspergillaceae
Gene: gmdA
Product: putative general amidase GmdA
Exons: 6
Coding region: 1-1656 (551 amino acids)
Source: RefSeq, a predicted model, not a curated record
AUGACUAACACCACUUAUGGACAGUUGGGGGACCUCAAACGCCGAUCCAUCUUGGGGGCGAUUCCCGCCAAGUGGAGAUUUCAGAAUCCUAUUCCCCCGGCGGAUGAACUUCGUGAUGUGACCGGUGCCUAUAUUCAACAAUUCUUGACUCCACGAGAAAUACAGAUCACUGAGACUGAUGCGGCGGGGAUUACUGAGCAGACAACGUCUGGUAAUUGGACUGCUGUCGAAGUGACCGAGGCGUUUUGUCACAGGGCUGCCCUUGCUCAUCAGCUUGUGAACUGUCUGCAUGAGGUGUUCUUCGAUGCUGCAAUCGAGGAUGCAAAAAGACUCGAUGCAUACUUUGCCGAGCAUAAGAAACCGAUCGGACCGCUGCACGGUCUGCCGAUCAGUUUGAAGGAUCAAUUCCAUGUCAAAGGCAAGAAGGAUGAUCCGAGGCGGGCCACAUUCGAGAGUGAACUCGUCAAGGAGCUUAGGAAUCUUGGAGCGGUACUGUACUGCAAGACGAGUGUGCCUGCAACUUUGAUGACAGGUGAAACCGUCAACAACAUUAUCUCGUAUACAUGGAAUCCUAAAAAUCGACUUCUAUCCAGUGGAGGUAGCUCGGGUGGUGAAGGAGCACUGAUCGCUUUGAAAGGAUCUCCCAGUGGCUUUGGAACUGAUAUCGGCGGGAGCAUACGUAUCCCAGCUGUGUUCAACGGACUUUUUGGAAUCCGUCCAUCAUCUGGGAGAAUGCCCUAUGAGGGCGCUGCAAACUCAAUUGAUGGCCAGAAUUUGAUGUUGUCGGUCGUUGGGCCACUUGCAACUACCGCACGUUCUCUUACACUUCUGUUCAAGACUGUGCUCAGUCAACAGCCAUGGUACCAUGACCCACUCGUGCUGGAACUGCCCUGGAGGGCAGAUAUUGAAGAGAGGACUCGAGCGCUGAUAAGAAAAUCAACUGAGGGUUCUCCUUCUCUUGCAUUUGCUAUUAUGCGCCACGAUGGCAUGGUCCAACCUCAUCCACCCAUAGCGAGGGCUGUCGAGAUUGUCGAACAAACUUUGAAGCGACUAGGCCAUAAGUUGAUCGAGUGGAAUCCGCCUGCCCACCAUGUUGCCGUAGACCUAUUUGGUAGGGUCUGUGUGGCUGAUGGUGGAGCGGACAUAGCACACCACCUUGGGUUAUCGGGAGAACCAAAAUCUCUCCAAUGUAUUGUGGGGGAGGGAAUCCCACACCUGAGUGCUCUAGAAAUUGCUGCACUCAAUGUGGAGAAGCGGCAAUAUCAGAAGCUUUACAUGGAUUACUGGAACAGUACAGCGGAGAUAACGGGUACUGGGCGCCCUGUCGACGGUGUAAUCUGCCCAUGUGCGCCACACGCUGCAGUAAUCCCCCAUAAGUAUGCCCAUGUUGGGUAUACCGCGUUCGUUAACGUCUUGGACUACACCAGCGUCGUGUUCCCGGUCACCCAUGCAGACAAAAAGGUUGAUGUGCCUCAACCGAAGGAUGAUUUCCUGGGUGAGGUGGACAAGACAGUUCAUGAGCAAUAUGAUCCUGAAGCUUACGAUGGUGCUCCAGCCGGGCUUCAAUUAGUUGGGCGGCGACUGGAGGAGGAAAAAAUAUUGACCUUAGCAGACUACAUCAGCCAAGAGGUGCGCUUACAGUCUGAAAUUAGCUAG